Lutra lutra (Eurasian river otter) is the source of this 3410-nucleotide messenger RNA. It is a transcript of the gene PDHA1, whose product is annotated as pyruvate dehydrogenase E1 subunit alpha 1. NCBI's taxonomy places the organism in Eukaryota, Metazoa, Chordata, Mammalia, Carnivora, Mustelidae. Gene Ontology annotation, biological process: pyruvate decarboxylation to acetyl-CoA. The record is from RefSeq and is a predicted model, not a curated record. The transcript is spliced from 11 exons. Gene Ontology annotation, cellular component: intracellular membrane-bounded organelle. Gene Ontology annotation, molecular function: pyruvate dehydrogenase (acetyl-transferring) activity. The coding region runs from base 130 to 1299 and encodes 389 amino acids.
CGUCUCGUCGUGCUGCGGUUUAGGCGUGGCGUCCGCUCCGGGCGCCUGAAGGAGACUUGGAGAUUUGGGGGUCCCGCUGCUUGAGUCGCUGGGAGUCGCUGCCGCCGCUGCCGCCACUGCCGGCUAUCCAUGAGGAAGAUGCUCGCCGCUGUCUCUCGCGUGUUGGGCGUCGCCCAGAAGCCGGCAAGCAGAGUGCUCGUGGCCUCCCGUAAUUUUGCAAAUGAUGCUACAUUUGAAAUUAAGAAAUGCGAUCUUCACCGGCUGGAGGAGGGCCCUCCUGUCACCACAGUGCUCACCAGGGAGGACGGGCUCAAGUACUACAGGAUGAUGCAGACGGUCCGCCGGAUGGAGUUAAAGGCAGAUCAGCUGUACAAGCAGAAGAUUAUUCGUGGUUUCUGUCACUUGUGUGAUGGUCAGGAAGCUUGUUGUGUGGGCCUGGAGGCCGGCAUAAAUCCUACAGACCAUCUCAUCACAGCCUAUCGGGCUCAUGGCUUUACCUUCACUCGUGGGCUUUCUGUCCGAGAAAUUCUCGCAGAGCUUACAGGACGAAGAGGAGGCUGUGCUAAAGGGAAAGGAGGAUCGAUGCACAUGUACGCCAAGAACUUCUACGGGGGCAACGGCAUCGUCGGAGCUCAGGUGCCCUUGGGAGCGGGGAUUGCUCUGGCCUGUAAGUAUAACGGAAAGGAUGAGGUCUGUCUGACUUUAUAUGGCGACGGUGCUGCUAAUCAGGGUCAGAUAUUUGAAGCUUACAACAUGGCAGCUUUGUGGAAACUGCCAUGUAUUUUCAUCUGUGAGAAUAACCGCUAUGGAAUGGGAACAUCUGUUGAGAGAGCAGCGGCCAGCACAGACUACUACAAGAGAGGCGACUUCAUCCCUGGGCUGAGGGUAGAUGGAAUGGACAUCUUGUGUGUCCGGGAGGCAACAAGGUUUGCAGCUGCCUACUGUAGAUCUGGAAAGGGGCCCAUACUGAUGGAGCUACAGACCUACCGUUACCACGGACACAGCAUGAGCGACCCUGGCGUCAGUUACCGUACCCGAGAAGAGAUUCAGGAAGUAAGAAGUAAGAGUGACCCUAUCAUGCUGCUCAAGGAUAGAAUGGUGAACAGCAAUCUGGCCAGCGUUGAAGAAUUAAAGGAAAUUGAUGUUGAAGUGAGGAAGGAAAUUGAGGAUGCUGCCCAGUUUGCCACUGCUGAUCCUGAACCGCCUUUGGAAGAGCUAGGCUAUCACAUUUACAGCAGCGAUCCGCCUUUUGAAGUUCGGGGUGCCAAUCAGUGGAUCAAGUUUAAGUCCAUCAGUUAAGGGGCGAGCGCACGUGAUGGAUGGCGACACCUUCAGGGGGCUCUUGGGCUCCAUCUGUAAGGGACUCUGUUCUCAACUUCGGUAAGGAAGAAAACCCCGUAAGAAGAAUGUAGGUUAAGGUAGUAAGUGCAUGUGUUUUGUACAGUGUUGCAUUAAAAGCUGUUACUGCACACUUCAGUACUUAGUGUGAAUGUUAUAUAAGGUUAUUUUAGAUUUCAGAUUAUUUCCUUGAAAUGGUUCUAUUUCUUUUAAUAACUGAAAAGCAUCUGCUAAAUAAUAUACAACUAAAUCUAAAGCCAUUCCUACCCUCGAGGGGCGUGGGAGCACUCCCUGGACCUUGCAGCGGCGCCUCCCCGAACAGCGAGCGCUCCGCCUGCUCACCCUCAGCAGCGUUGGGGCUGCAGCCGCGGCUCGGUGACCGUCUGCUCUCAAAUACGUUAUUACCUCCAGGCAGGGGGCAGAAGGACAACUCCAUUUUUACUUUUUCAAAGAUUUUAAGUUCUCUCUACACCCAGCUUGGGGCUCGAACUCAUGACCCAGAGACCAAGAGUCCCACACUCCACUGACCGAGCCAGCUGGGUGCCCCAAUGACACCAUUUUUAAAUAAGACCACUUCCUGAUCAUUUCAAAGGCCAAAUAAUUUAGUUUUCUUCAUUUAUACAUUAAAUACAAAUCUAUUUUCUUAAUGGUUUUCUAUUUACAUUCAUAUCAAACAUUAAAUACAAGGCAUAUUCUUAUCAAUUUUAUCUUAAGUACAAUGCCAGUUUACAGUAAACUGUGGUCUAAAACAGUGAUGCCCAUCCCACCCUGUUACUUUAAACACCUGCUUCACCUUUCCAGUCCGUGCUAUAGGGUGUAUGGAGUUUUCCAGCACAGCUACAUGGAAAUUUUACAGAAUUCUGUAAUGUUCUGGGAUGUCAAAAUUAGAGUUCACUCGCUGUUCUCCCAAUACAUAAAGUUCUACUCACCUUUAAAACAUGUUUGUAAGAGGUUUGAAAAAACAAUCCAAAAUCAGUAAUUCUCUAAAACUUCAAGUUCUUAAAUAAAGAGGUUUUCCUUGUGUAAACUCCAUGGAAUUCAUGUGUAUGUUACCAACUUUUUAACAACAAAGAUGUCCGCUCAGCGCCCUCUGUCCCCUGGCCUAGCCAACUGGUUCAGCCUCAUCUUGGGAGGCCGGGGACCGCUGAGCCCUUCUUCGGUACUGGGAGACCGCCGUCCAGAGCCUGCAGCGGAGACCACCACUGCGAAAGAACCGAGAGUCUGCUUUAGAGUCGCAAGAAAAGAGAAGUUCAGAGCCACACCACCGAGUAGGAGCCCUUAAUGUCAAAAGCUACAGUGUACAAUCCGAGACUUGUCUAGAUGGCCAAAAUGUGUUCCUGACUUAGAGCUCUGUGCCCUUGUCUUUGGGCUCCAGUAGGAGCGGCACGUGGCCUCAGAGGCAUGUACAGGGCGGCCGGGUGCGGGGCAGGCUGAGGGGAGAAGAGCUGGGGAGGCUCGGAGGGCAGAGGACUGCUGCGGGGCGGGAGUUCUGGGGUUUCACGUUCCUCCGACUGGUACCCAGCGUUACCUGAACAAAACUCCAGAGCUAGAGGGGAAGUUGGGUAGCUGGUUUUCUGACUAAGGCCCAGAUGAGAAAGGAAAUUAAUUUCAUUGAGGGGAAGGCGAGCGCCACUUUGCUUUCUGCUGGUUUAGAAGCGCAAUCACAGGAAAAGAGCCGUUUUCUAUUACAGCGCUUUGAAGCCAUUCUUCCCGCAGCCGAAGCGGUCUUAGAUCUUCCUUAGUGACGUCGUUAAGAAUAUCAGACAGGGUGUAGCCCUCUUCACCAAUCUGUAGCGUAUACCAGACACAGAAGAGCUAAGCUGCUUUGUGGUAACGGCAUAGGAAUGUUUGCUUUGUCGCACAUUUACCUUCUCUACUGUGCGCUCAUCCGCUCCUUGCAGCUGUGACCAGUCUACGAGCUGCGGAUCGGUUCUUUGCCCCUGAGACCCAGGAGGGGUGCUGGGUUCUCUGUAGUGUCUGCGAUGAGGGGAAAUUUGUUUUGUUGUAUAUUAAUGUUUAACAGUAAAACUCUUCCAAAGUAACAAGUUGAAUGGAAUAAACUAUUACACACA